This is a messenger RNA of Mercenaria mercenaria, 3026 nucleotides long. RefSeq names its product reticulocyte-binding protein homolog 2b-like. The record is from RefSeq and is a predicted model, not a curated record. Bases 63 to 1328 code for a protein of 421 amino acids. Lineage: Eukaryota; Metazoa; Mollusca; Bivalvia; Venerida; Veneridae. The transcript is spliced from 3 exons.
GUGUAAACCAGAGGAGAAAUGUUAAAACUUCGCAUGAUUUGUUAAGUCGUAUCAUCUAAAAUAUGUUAACUAUUAUAAAAAAAAUGACUUGUAAUGCUUGUUUAUGGAUACUUGUUCUGCAGAUAAAUCAAGCGGCGUCGGCUGGGGAUUCCGAAGCGCUGUCGAAGGGAGCAAUAAUUGGAAUCAUAAUCGGUGUUCUCAUUGUCGUUGUUGCUAUUAUCAUAGUAGUUUUCGUGUGCUUAAAAGUGAAAUGGCGGCAUAUAAGACGGAAAAAUAAAAAGGAAAAUGUAACUCGAACUGUCCCACAAUCUGCAAAAUCAAACAUAAUAAAAGAUAAUCUUGUUGAAAUACUACCGGAAAUUCCAGAGGAAGACGAAAGUAUUAGACAGUCGUUUGUAAGCGUAAGAGAUGAAUCAAGUGUCAUAGUUCAAUCUAUUCAGUCUGACACCAGCAAAACGCAGCAAACGACUGUAAACUGUGAACUCGCAACGGACAGAGCUGAUGAAGAAAAUACAGAUAUCGUUAAAAAAAUAAUUACAAAAACGAAUAAUGUAUCGGAAACAGACGAUAUAAAGAAUACUUCUCAUGUUAAAGUUAAUUCAAAGAAUGGUGAGGAAGAUCUUGUUAAAGACAUUCAUAUAAAUGUUAAUAAUGGACUUAUAGAAAAUAAACAAAGUGAAGUUUUAGUUACGCGUGUGAUUGAAAAUGAUAACCUUUUGAGAAAAGAUAUUCCGCAUUUGAAUUCUACAGAAAAUAUUUUCUCUGAAUAUGAUGCAGCAAUGACAUACAAAACGGAGAGUCGAGGAAUUUCUAAAAGUGACGUGAGUAUUAACCUAAAGGGUGCAAAUUGUGGACAAAAAGAAAUUAAACCAAAUGCCUUUGAAUUUACUCGAGAUGAUAGUGACGUAAAUCUGAAAUCUGAAAGUAAGAUAAAAGCUGAAAAAGAAAUCAAAGCAAGAAAUAUUAAAUCCGAAGGUAACUUAACUGACGCUGUUAAAAGUAAAAUAGUCAAAAGAAAAUCAUCACUUAUCUCUAGAAUAACAAGUAAAUCUUUUGAGUGGAACUUUGAAUACAUCUCUCCAUAUGCAAUGUCCGCGAAACAAAAACAAGAGCGUCUAGAAAGAAAAGUGAGAAUGCAGAAGCGAAAAAGGAAACUGGUUAAAUUGAAACGAGAAGAAAAAGAAAAAAGAUUACAAGAAAAUACUCUAGUAUUUGAAAAAUGGAAACAGCAGAUAAAAGACAAGUCGCGUGGAAUUUCAAAAAGGACAGAAACCGGUUCUUUUGGUUCUGGAAAAUUAAAGAGAUAUAGAUAUUGGUAUCCCACUUAAGUGAAAUGUACUUGUAAACCAAAUCCCUUCAGUUUCGAUGAGGUAUAUAAUUACUUUAAUAGUAUUCAUACAAAUGUUUUAUGGCAAAUUAUUGGCAUCUUCACUGAUAUGAAAACACAAGGGACGGAAAUGACAUUAGACAUUUUCCUUCAACCGUGCCAUCAUAGAAAACUCCUAUUUGGAGAUCGAGUUUUGCGACGUGUUGAUUUCCUCGAAGCUCAGCUGGUGUGUAGAACAGCAGGAGUAAGCAUAAGAUUUUAUUGAAUAUGAGACUGUUACAGCAAGUCGUCAACAUUAAAUAUAUUUGUUGUUUCUUUUCAUUAACAAAGGAAACAAUGCAUGCAAGUAGAUGCAUGAAAUCAUAAUUGUUUUGUAUACCUAAAUAUCUAGAAAUUGUCUCUGUAAAAUCUACAUUUUAGCAUUGAAUACAGUAGGACGUAGACAAAUAUGUUUGCGAAAACCCAAGAUCUAGUGUUGGUAUUGUUACAUAGUUCGUUCAGGAUGUCUAAAUGAUGCAACGUGAAGAUUAAGUUACUGGAACACCGUUUAGGUCCGGUCUAUAUAUGGCGGCAUUCCAUAUUGUACUAAGAACCCAUUAAGUGCUUCAAUUUGUCUGUCAACAUAUGCAACAGGAAAUGCUUGAUAUAUUUACGUUUGAACUAUAUAGGAACUUCUUGUACGAAAAUAUAAUUUGGUACAGCUGUAAAAUGUCUGUGUAAGAAUUUUAUUUUAAAAUCACAGACCUAAAAGAUCUGUUAGGUAAGAAAUGUUCAGAAAUACAAUUGUAAUACAGUCAGGUCUCAAAGUAUAGCUGUGAAGAAAUACAGUUAAAUGGUACAGCUAUAAAACUUCAUUUCUCAAAAUUACAUCUGUAAAUAUUUUCUUAGGAAAACAGGAAUGUUGUAAGCCAUGUGUUAUGUAUUUUGGUGGGGGAUUUAACUGAAAUUCAGAGAGACAUCACUUCGUCUAAAUCAUUUGAAUUUUAACUGUUACAUGAAAGUUUUUCAUUUCUACGACUGUAAGAUAUUUUUACAACUGUAUCUGAUUUGUUUAAUUCAAACAGUUUUACAGUAGUGUAAUAGCUGAAAAUUGAAAUCUACGAUUGUAAGACUGUAAGUUCAUGAUAUGAGCCGUGCCAUGAGAAAACCAACAUAGUGGGUAUGCGACCAGCAUGGAUCCAGACCAGCCUGCGCAUCCGCGCAGUCUGGUCAGGAUCCAUGCUGUUCGCUAACAGUUUCACCAAUUCCAAUAGGCUUUAAAAGCGAACAGCAUGGAGCCUGACCAGACUGCGCGGAUGCGCAGGCUGGUCUGGAUCCAUGCUGGUCGCAUACCCACUAUGUUGGUUUUCUCAUGGCACGGCUCAUAUACAGAAUAUACAUGUGUACAUUUGAAAUAACCAUACAGAGUUCUACACCAGUAAAAUUCCGUACAAUUAUAUACAUGUAACUAUUGACCUGUCCCGCUUCAGCUUUUAUUUGAUUCUAUGACAACAUGAAAUGUAUAUAAAGAAGACAAUAGUUAAUUUUUUCCGUUAGCAGUUAAAGGAUAACGUUGGUUUUCCUAACCACGAUAAUAUCUAUAAGUCUAUAUUAAAUAAGAAUUACUUAAUUGUGCACACAUAUAUUUUGCAAAAGUAUUUGAGAUAUAAAUUAUGAUAAAGUAUGUAGUACAUUGGUCAAUUAUACACAUAAAAUGUUA